AUGUUGUGCUGUGGAGGUGCAGAAGAGGAUUUUAACGGUUUAGCUGCAAACCAUUAUAGUGCAGCAGCUAUUGGGGCUAACGCGUACGGUGCUGGUGCUGGUGGAGGAGGUGGUGAUAGAGGAGAGCCAAGGAGCAAUAUUGUGAAGAGUGGCGGUCCUCAGAAAGCAUUAGAAAUCGAGAUACCCGAAUUUAAGUUGAACGAGUUAAAGCGGUUAACAGAGAACUUUGGAACAAAAGCACUUAUUGGGGAAGGUUCCUAUGGAAGGGUUUUCCGUGCAAAGAUGAGCGACGGUGUUGAGGCUGCAAUUAAGAAGCUCGAUACUAGUUCUUCACCAGAAGUUGAUUCCGAUUUUGAAUCACAGUUAGCAAUUGUUUCAAGACUGAAGAAUGAACAUUUUGUCGCGUUGAUGGGAUAUUGUCUCGAAGCGAAUAACAGAAUUUUGGUUUAUGAAUAUGCAAGUCUUGGUUCUUUGCAUGACACAUUACAUGGAAGGAAAGGAGUUCAAGGGGCAGAACCUGGUCCGGUUUUAAAUUGGAACGAGAGAGUAAAAAUUGCGUUUGGUGCAGCCAAAGGACUUGAGUUUCUUCAUGAGAAAGUUCAACCUUCUAUAGUUCAUAGAGAUGUAAGAUCCAGCAAUGUGUUGUUGUUCAAUGAUUAUGAGGCUAAGGUUGCAGAUUUCAACUUGACAAAUCAGUCUUCGGACACCGCAGCCCGGCUACAUUCAACAAGAGUCUUGGGAACAUUUGGCUAUCAUGCUCCAGAGUAUGCGAUGACAGGACAAAUAACCCAAAAAAGCGAUGUAUACAGUUUUGGUGUCGUGCUUUUAGAACUCUUGACAGGAAGAAAACCAGUGGAUCAUACAAUGCCUAAAGGGCAACAAAGUCUUGUAACUUGGGCAACUCCAAGACUAAGUGAAGACAAAGUGAAACAAUGUGUUGAUCCUAAACUAAACAACGAGUAUCCGCCGAAAGCAAUCGCUAAGUUGGCAGCAGUUGCAGCACUCUGUGUUCAGUAUGAAGCAGAUUUCAGACCAAACAUGACAAUUGUUGUUAAAGCUCUUCAGCCACUUCUCAAUUCGAAACCGGCUGGACCUAGCUCUAAUGCUUGA
Molecule: messenger RNA, 1110 nt
Organism: Lathyrus sativus (Indian pea)
Lineage: Eukaryota; Viridiplantae; Streptophyta; Magnoliopsida; Fabales; Fabaceae
Source: the annotation of a GenBank genome assembly